GGGAGCAUCGCGAGCAGCGGGGACGCCGGGGCGGGGAGAGCCCGGUCCCCUCCCCGCCGGGCCGGGCGGGAGGCGGGCUCGGCGAAGACGCCCCAGGCUGGUGGCAGCCCGGGCCAGUGGCCGCCUGGGCGGGGGACAUGGGGGGCUCGGGGCUGGCCAAGCGCCUGGGGACGCUGCUGUCGGGGCUGCUGGAGUGCGGCGCCUUCUGCGGCAUCAUCUUCGGCUGGGCCUCCCUCGUCUUCGUCCUCAAGGACCUGGGAUACUUCGAGGGGCUGUGCCAGCCCUCCGCCACUCCCAGCCCCAACCUCACCCUGGGGUCUGACUGCAGCGGGCAGGAUGAGCAGUUCUCCCUGGUCUUCACCAUCGGCUCCUUCAUGAACAACUUCAUGACCUUCCCCAUGGGCGUCGUCUUCGACCGCUUUGGCACCACAGCGGCGCGCCUCAUCGCCAUCUCCCUCUACACUGGCGGGACCCUGCUCGUCGCCUUCUCCACCCCAGAGACGGCGGUGCUGCUCUUCCCAGCCAUGUCCAUGCUGUCGGUGGGUGGCAUCCUCCUCAUCCUCACCAACAUGCAGGUGGGCAACCUGUUCGGGAACUACCGCUCCAUCAUCAUCACCCUCUACAACGGGGCCUUCGACUCCUCCUCCGCCAUCUUCCUCAUCGUCAAGCUGCUGUACGAGCGUGGGCUGUCCCUGCGGGCCAUGUUCCUCUUCCUGGCAGCCUGCAGUGCCUGGCACCUCCUGCGCACCCUCUUCCUGAUGCCGCGCACCCGCAUCCCCUACCCGCUGCCCCCCGACUACCAUUACGGGCUGCGGUGCCGGGGCCGAUCCCGCUCCUACCGAGCCCACAAGGACAAGCAGCCCCCGGGAGAGGCCGGACCCGAGGAAACACCCCUGGAACCCGCCAUAGCUCGAGGUGGGGACGGCCCCGGGACGCCGUUCCGGGCCUGCGCCUGCUCCUGGCUCUUCGCCUGGCAUGUGGCCUGGCUCUCGGUGAUGCAGCUGCGCCAUUACCUGUUCAUCGGCACCCUCAACCCGCAGCUGGAGCACCUGGCGCGGGGGGACCACGCCCUGGUGAGCACCUACACCAACGCCUUCGCCUUCACCCAGCUCUGCGGGGUGCUCUGUGCCCCCUGGAACGGCCUCAUCCUGGACCGGCACAAGCGGGGAAAGGGGCCCCACCCUGAGGGGGUCCUGGCCGCGCUGGCAGACCUGCGCUCGGCGGUGCUGUCGCUGGUGGUGACGGUGGCGCAGUGCCUGCUCUUCUCCGUGUUUGCCGCCGUGCCCGUGCUGCCCGUGCAGUUCGGCACCUUCGCGCUGCAGGUCAUCAGCCGCUCCUUCCUGUACGGCGGCAACGCCGCCUUCCUGGCCAUCGCGUUCCCCCCGCAGCACUUUGGGAAGCUCUACGGGCUGGCCAUGGCACUGUCGGCGGUGGUGGCCCUGCUGCAGUACCCCUGUGUUGCCCUGGUGCAGGGGCCGCUCCAAGGGGACCCCUUCUAUAUGAACGUGGGGCUCAUUGCCGUGGUGCUGGUGGCCUUUGUCAGCCCUGUGGUAGUGGCCCGCGAGUGCCAGCGGCGAGCCAAGGAGCUGGGGAUGGCUGGUGCCCCCCUGGCAGCCCCCUCCAGUGCUGAGAUCCACGCUGAGACCCCACACUGAUCCCCACCCCCAGCACUCCAUUUUUGUACCAGCCUGAGGGUGCUGUGCCAGUGGGGUGGAGGAGUUGGGGAUAAUAAACAUCGCUGCCCCCUCCA
Oenanthe melanoleuca is the source of this 1750-nucleotide messenger RNA. It is a transcript of the gene SLC43A3, whose product is annotated as solute carrier family 43 member 3. The record is from RefSeq and is a predicted model, not a curated record. Lineage: Eukaryota; Metazoa; Chordata; Aves; Passeriformes; Muscicapidae. Bases 138 to 1655 code for a protein of 505 amino acids. The transcript has 13 exons.